Messenger RNA from Chara braunii, 1049 nucleotides. The record is from the annotation of a GenBank genome assembly. Lineage: Eukaryota; Viridiplantae; Streptophyta; Charophyceae; Charales; Characeae.
CAGUACACGGCAUUGGUAAGUAGCCACGUCAGCAGGCCACAGCGGCAGGACACGUCAGUGCAUGGUGCUCACCCGCUCAAAGACAAGCGGCAUGGAGCAGCAGCCAGGCAAGACUACCGAGGCCUAUGAGGCCCGCAUGCUGGACAUGGUAGCCGAGUACAAGCAACGGGCAGCUGCGGCACCGUCCGCACGUAAGAAGGAAGACGAUGAAGCAGAGGAACAGCAUCGACUCGCUGAACAGCAGCGACAGGCGGACGCUGAGGCAGCAGCGACGGCCGCAGAUGAAUGCCGUCGACUACGCCGAGACAAACUCCUCGAAUGCGAGGGGGAUAUCGAGGUCAUCGCCGGCGAAUGGGCAGUGGCUGCUGCAGAGGAGGGUGCCCCCUCUGCUGUGCGUGGCCUUGCAACCACAAUCGAACAUGUUAGCGACUUGGUCGCCACCUGUGCAGCACAGCAAGAGGACAUCCUGUGCAUGGAUACCCUGGCCCGGAAGCAGAUUCGUGUGAUUGACGAACUGCUUGACCGGGUACGCCGGCUGGAACAGCAGCUUGCAACAGCCACCCCCGCCGGACCCUCCAACUUGGCGGAUCGCAUCAACGUCUUGGAGAUCGACGUCGAGACUCUCAAGGACGGCGCUUUAACGACAAGUCAGCGGAUUGACCAGCAGAUUUGCGUUGCCGCAGCCAGUCCAACCGCGACCAAUCGUGAGAGCAUUCCGAAGUUUGACGGCCUCCCGAUCUUCUGCGAUGCAACGAAGACGGACUCGAUCCCAUGGUGGCGUCAGUUUGAGCUGAAGUUGGACAUUCACCACGUCAUCAAUCCGAACCGGCACUCGUACUUAUACUCCCGCUCGGGAGGCACGUUGUCGGAGGGCACGGUGUCCCGGCCCUCCUGUGUACCAAGUCUCUGCAUAGUGCCAGUUUCCUGCGCUGGUACCUGGAUCGUUUCUCGGCGUGGACAGGUCCCGGUGGCGUAGCCCUCAGCGAAAGGGGUGCGCCACAAGACUUCCAUUGGUCCACGCAGGCUUGGCGCCCUGCUGUACAGCAGAG